Messenger RNA from Sphenostylis stenocarpa, 165 nucleotides. The record is from the annotation of a GenBank genome assembly. NCBI's taxonomy places the organism in Eukaryota, Viridiplantae, Streptophyta, Magnoliopsida, Fabales, Fabaceae.
AUGCCAAACCUCGAGCGGUGUGGAAAUGCUGGAGACAAAACUCAGCGUGGCGCUUCUGAGAUGUUCCUUCCUAACUUUUCCAAUCCUAACAAUGCAAUGAAAGAGCUAGUUGGUAAACAAGAAAAGCACUUUAACUAUGCAUUAACAUGCUAUUUAAUUGUGUAA